Cylicostephanus goldi is the source of this 267-nucleotide messenger RNA. NCBI's taxonomy places the organism in Eukaryota, Metazoa, Nematoda, Chromadorea, Rhabditida, Strongylidae. The record is from the annotation of a GenBank genome assembly.
AUGUCCACUUAUCUCAUUUCUAUAGCUAUGCAGGCUAUAAAAUGUGUGGUUGUGGGUGAUGGUGCGGUCGGUAAGACAUGUCUUUUGAUUUCGUACACAACGAAUGCUUUUCCUGGCGAAUAUAUACCAACUGUAUUCGAUAAUUACUCGGCCAAUGUUAUGGUUGAUGGACGUCCGAUCAAUCUAGGCUUAUGGGAUACCGCAGGACAAGAGGAUUACGACAGGUCUCCUUUUAUAUGCUACUUAAUUUUGCUUGGUUGUUUUUGA